Carya illinoinensis is the source of this 1891-nucleotide messenger RNA. Its product is annotated as plant UBX domain-containing protein 7. Gene Ontology annotation, biological process: proteasome-mediated ubiquitin-dependent protein catabolic process. The transcript has 10 exons. The coding region runs from base 298 to 1653 and encodes 451 amino acids. Gene Ontology annotation, molecular function: ubiquitin binding. NCBI's taxonomy places the organism in Eukaryota, Viridiplantae, Streptophyta, Magnoliopsida, Fagales, Juglandaceae. Gene Ontology annotation, cellular component: nucleus. The record is from RefSeq and is a predicted model, not a curated record.
CGAGAAGUCUCUGCCGAGUGGGCAUCGUUCACCCAAGAAACAAGGUUAACCUAACGUUCAGUGGAAAAACCAGUGAACCACAACUCUUCCCAACUAUUCACUCCCUCACAAGCACUCCCGUACUCCCAAACAGCCCCGUUAUACAACGUUCUCGGUUAAUAUCAUAGACAAUCAGAAAAACGCCUCUCAGGGUUCCCUAGGGCCAAGCACCUCAAGGACUAUGCCAGCGUUUUUGACAUUCUGAAACCCUAAACCGAAAGCUCAGGACUGUUGGAAAAAAAAAAAAAAAAAAGAGUUAUGGAGGGAGUGCUCUCAGCAGACAAGCAGAACAUGGUGUCAUCUUUUUUAGAGAUCGCCGUUGGCCAGACCGCCGACACCGCGCGACAGUUCUUGCAGGCCACAGGUUGGAAGCUUGAGGAAGCUAUUCAGCUGUUCUUUGUGGGUAAUGAAGGCGGGCCUGUGGUUACGACAUCACACUCUCAACCUGAAGAAAAUAUCAACUAUUUGGCUGAACAACAUACUGGUAAUUCCGAAAGUGACACUGGAAAUGUAAAUGUUGGGCAAAAUGAUGGAGAUGAAGUACGCCCUCCUCUACCUGUCAUAAGGGAGGCUCUUUAUGAGGAUGCAAUGUUGUACGGAGCAUCAAGGAUGGGAUAUCCGUCACGUGAACCAAGUUCAUUAAUUGCAUUCCGUAAUUUUGAUGAGGAAAUGAAGCGCCCUGAGGUCUGGGAAUCGGACCAGGGUGCUUCAUCUACAUCUGAUAAUCCUCGAGAUAAUCUUGCUUCUUUAUACCGUCCUCCCUUUCAUCUGAUGCUCCAUGGACCCUUUGAAAAGGCAAAAGAUGCUGCUUCUGUCCAAGACAAAUGGCUCCUCGUAAACUUGCAAUCAACCAAGGAAUUCAGCUCGCAUAUGCUUAAUCGGGAUACAUGGGCAAAUGAAGCUGUUUCUCAAACUAUAAGUACCAAUUUUAUCUUCUGGCAGGUCUAUGAUGAUACAACUGAAGGCAGAAAGGUUUGCACAUAUUACAAGUUGGAUUCAAUUCCCGUUGUGCUCGUUAUUGACCCCAUAACAGGUCAAAAAAUGCGCUCGUGGUGUGGAAUGGUACAACCUCAGCGAUUGCUAGAGGAUCUGUUACCUUUCAUCGAUGGUGGCCCAAAGGAUCAUCACAUAACCUUGUCUAAUAAACGUCCAAGAGAAAGUUCAUUGACUUCUCCUCAAAAAAAUAAAGAUCAAACAAAUGAAGAAGAUGAGGAACUGCAACGAGCAUUGGCAGCUUCUAUGGAAAGCACGAAAGAUUUCCGUGGGGUGACUGCUGAAAACAAAGAUGUAACUGUUACUGAUGAGGAGGAAACAUCCUCUAAGAAGCCAAAAUAUCCACCUCUGCCUGAUGAGCCCAAGGGUGAUAAGAACCUCCUUUGUAGGGUUGGAUUCCGUCUUCCAGAUGGACGCAGAGUCCAGAGAAAUUUCUUCCGUGUUGAUCCAAUACAACUACUGUGGUCAUUUUGCUAUUCUCAACUAGAAGAAGCCGACACAAGGUCAUUUCGCUUGACCCAAGCAAUACCGGGAGCGACAAAGUCUCUGGAUUAUGAUAGCCCAACAACAUUUGAGGAGUCGGGGUUGGCAAACUCCAUAAUCUCAGUUACUUGGGAGUGAAGAACGUUAUGCUGGGGACUGUUUGUGGAGUUUCUUCGAUUGGAAAGAAUUGUGCAUUGAAGAGUUUUGGUUUGCUUUAUUUAGUUGCUUGUUGCUUGCUUCGCUUUUUGUUUACUCCCAAGUUAGGAGCAUUCUUAAAUUAUAUACUAUUAGGUUGUAACAGACUCACUCACACUUUUAAACAUGAAAAUUAUUUAUGUCCUUUAUAUGGGGAACACGAAUCUCUUCGUUUAUAGUA